Anopheles darlingi is the source of this 900-nucleotide messenger RNA. RefSeq lists its product as uncharacterized. The record is from RefSeq and is a predicted model, not a curated record. The transcript is spliced from 3 exons. Bases 99 to 509 code for a protein of 136 amino acids. NCBI's taxonomy places the organism in Eukaryota, Metazoa, Arthropoda, Insecta, Diptera, Culicidae.
UCACGGCUGGUGCCUUUAGUGUCUAGCGAUCUGUCUCUCGGAGCUGCUGGUUGUAAAGUGUUGCUUGCAGUGCAUAGUGCACUAUAUUUUGACGCGCUAUGUUGUUCCAUAAAACGUUCUGGUUGUUAGUACUAGCCCUAACGGUGCUAUUCAUCGGAUGCGGCCUAUCAAUGCCUGCUCGGGACGAUGGCAAGGAUAGCAUGGAAUUUUUCGAACUUGGCUCCCCGAGUGGAACGAUCCAUGAAGAGGUCGUGGUCGGAGCGUCAUUGUACGUACGGAAGAAACCUGAACGAUCGCAGCGUCAACAACUACAGUCCGGUCAACCAAACCCAAAUAAGCGGAUCGUAAAGAGAGAAAUACGACUGCAGCACGCUGAAGGUUAUGACCAGAGCAAGUCACACAAUGAUAAGAGUUCCAUGGGAACCACUGGGGCUCUGAAACAUUCGAAGGGAGCGAGUACUAGCAGCAUCAAAACGACACACACUACUCGCCAUGUCAAUCAUUUGUAGAUCGUCGUGGAAAGCGAUCGAGCUAGUAAAGCCGUAGAACAAAACCCGCCCCAAACAUCGAGAUCAUGUGAAACAAGUUGUGUUUGCCGAAUGGAUCAAAGACCUAACAGAGCGGCCGCCUAAGGAGCAACAUAUAUACCUGAGCCGUAAAUCUUCCGUCCAGCGUUGCCGAAAAUUAUUGCUAAAACACAGCUGGGUGUGGUUUGUGGGAAAAAGGCUGCACACCAUAGAUCGAAAGAGAUUGAUAUUUCUCGUGGGAAUUCCUAAAUACUCAUAAUUGAACAUUCAUCGAAGCUGUAAUGGUGCAUGAUGGCUUCCGUACGAUUUAAAAAGUGUCAUGCCUUGUAUAUGGCGUGUAAUGGUGUUUUUGUUUAGUUGUUCAAUUUUUUUU